Messenger RNA from Suillus plorans, 687 nucleotides. RefSeq lists its product as uncharacterized. Lineage: Eukaryota; Fungi; Basidiomycota; Agaricomycetes; Boletales; Suillaceae. The coding region runs from base 1 to 687 and encodes 228 amino acids. The record is from RefSeq and is a predicted model, not a curated record. The transcript has 3 exons.
AUGUUGUCCCAGCCCACCGCAUGGCCAUCUAGUUCAUCAUUUCACUACAAUUCAUUGCAUAAUAAUGUGCUACACAGCACCUGGCAGCUGGACAGCUUCUCCGACCUUGACUUCGAGCCUAGCUCUGAUUCCAACUCCGGGCCUACCCCCGAGGAUGGAACCACUCUUGCUCAUUACAAUCCAGCACCCGCACCUGCUGAAAUUCUUUAUAUGCUGGAUUAUGAGGACGAUGAUGUAAGGACACCUGUCUAUGUGAUUGACCCAUGUGGAUUUUGCGGACAGUCAGGCCAUCCGGUAAAACUCGUCAAGCAAAAACGAACAUUUCAGCCACAAUCCUCGUGUCCCCAGGCAAUAGUGUUCAGUCUCAGCGCAGCUGUAAACAGCUCAAAGGCAUCCCCAUCAACAAAUGCAUCAAUUCGCUAUGAACUAUGCCCAACAUCAUCGGGUGACCGUGCUGUCUUCUGGAAAUACAAUGUCCACCAAGAAAUCGAAAUCUCGCGCCUUGAGAAGGAGUGCCUCGGGAUACCACCAGAUUUGAUUGACAAUGCUGGGUCUGAAGUUCAUCCUCAGGACGACUCGAAUGCAACUGCUACAGGGAGUGCUAGUAGUAGUCAAAACUCGUCAGUGACGCGCAAACGACAGACACUUCAAGGUAACGCUGGUUCCAAGCGCUCGAAGAAGGCUUAA